GGCAAGAAGCUGCGAGGUGAGUGUGAGUGUCAGCCAGUGAGGUACACCAAAGACAAGACACGCGUCUCGCCGUCUCGGCAAGUUCACAUCAACCCCAUCGUUCAUUCCUCCCGGCUCCCUCCCACUGCAAUGCACACUCCGUUCAUGGACAAGAGCCCCCAUCGCCGGGACAGCGCCGGCGGCCGCCUGAAGCAGCGCCUGGCGCAGAUCCUCACGCGCUCCUCCUGCACCACCAACACCACGUCCGUUGCAACAGCCGCCGGCGGCGCCAACUCGGGCGCGGCCUUCGUCAGCCUCGCCAGGGCCAGCGACGACUACUCCUCCCGCCAGCCGGAAGCGCCGCCUUCCCCGUACUUCUGCACACCCUGCACCUACGAGCGGCCCAAGGUCGACGGCGCCGCCGUCCACCCGCGCCGCCGCCGCCGCCGGACCCGGAGCGCGUCGCUCGUCCACAUAUCCGUAGACUGUACCGGAGGGGCAGCGGCCGCCUCGGGCCGGCGCUCCGUCCACUCCGACGCGCCGCUCCUGCAGCAUCUCUCGGUGCCGGCGAGGGACGUCAGGAGGCCGGGCAAGGGGAGGGGCAAGCCUUCCGCGGCGCGGUCCCCGUCGGCGUCGAGGCGGCACCUGUCGUCGUCGUCCUCCUCCUGGGGCCGCGCGCGGCGGCCCAGCAGGGGCACGGCCGCGCCGUACAGCUGGUCGUCGUUCUCCUCCACCGCGACGGACGACGAGGUCGCGCCGUUCAGCAGCAGCAGCGACGGGGAGGGCCGCGGCGGCGAGGAGGCCGAGACGAGGACGCUCUUCUCGUCCCUCAGUUUCUCGUCCGACUCCUCCGAGUUCUACCGCAACGCCACGAGGAAGAGCCACGGGAACACCACGGCUCGCCGCGCGCCGCGGCGCGCGUUGCCAAGAACCGGCGAGCCAGCACCGGCCGCCGACGCCUUCCAGCCGCUGGUAUCGGUGGAGACGAGGAAGCACAGGGGAUACGACGAGAGGAGGAAGGAAGAGAAGAGGGGCAACGACGUCAGAAAGCCGAUGGGCGCUGCGGCGGAGGAGAGCGGCGCGGCCAUGGCGGUGGUGAAGCGUUCGAGCAACCCGUACUUGGAUUUCCGUAGCUCGAUGGUGGAGAUGGUGGUGGAGCGGCGCAUUGGCAGCGUGGGGCAGAUGGAGGAGCUCCUGGGGUCGUACCUCUCGCUCAACUCCCUGCGCCACCACCCGGCCAUCCUCGCCGCCUUCGAGGACGUCUGGGAGGCCGUCUUCGGCGAGGAGUGAAUGACCACGACUCAGGUCAUCAUUCAGAUGGCCGAGCUUACAACGAGAUGAUCGUUACCUUGUACUGUCAGUAAUUGAGCAGAACAGAGGUUUGCAGAUGCUGGGAGCCUGGGAAUGGACGUGUUAAUGUGCAGUUUGGUCGUGGUUUGUUUGUACAUGCCAAUGCAUAAAUUGGCAUGAUCGUGCCAUCGAAAUACUAUGGUGCUCAUGUACCAAUUUGCUAGAUGAUGAUAUAGUUGAGCGCCUGUGUUCGUUUUGAGUUCGCUGAAGACUUUGAAUUUAUUUCGGCAUGUGCUGAUGCCUUGAUGAUCCCUA
Molecule: messenger RNA, 1584 nt
Organism: Setaria italica (foxtail millet)
Lineage: Eukaryota; Viridiplantae; Streptophyta; Magnoliopsida; Poales; Poaceae
Exons: 1
Coding region: 130-1269 (379 amino acids)
Biological process (GO): negative regulation of DNA-templated transcription
Source: RefSeq, a predicted model, not a curated record